AGUUUUCGGUUUUUGUGCACGUGUACAAUUAAUUAUUUCUUUGUGGUAGCUCAUUACAUUUAAAAAAAAAUGUAAGUUUUUAUAGAAACACACCUUUGUUUAAUUGAAGUUUUAUUACUAACAUCUUUAUAACAAGUGCGAUGACACAAUCUUCUACUCUUGCCGAUCAAGUAAUUUGUAAAGCGAAACUGUUAAGAAUGUAACAUUUCUUAUAUAUUUUUCAAGUGAUUAGUAAGUGUUGAAUUACCAGAGAUAAAAAUGUCAAAUGUAAACGUUGCAAUAUCUCGCAGCAAUAUGGCAACUGAUCAUGAUCAAGCUGGAGACUGCCCUGAUGAUGUAGAAUCUGUAGAGGAGGAGGAACUUAACCAGGAAAUUUCUAGACAAAUUGAAAACUUUCCACAUGUGUAUGCAGCUCUUCAAAGUCAAAGAAAUGCUGAAAUGCUUGCACUUUUGCCACUCUCAGUAAAAAGACGAAUCAAAGCUUUGAAAAAACUUCAGUUAGAUACCACUAACAUUGAGGCAAAGUUUUUCAAAGAGGUGCAUGAUUUAGAAUGUAAAUAUCAUAAAUUGUACCAACCUUUCUAUGAAAAGAGAAAUACAAUUGUUAAUGGUACCUAUGAACCAACUGAUGAAGAAUCUCAAUGGGCAUCUGACGAUGAAUCGGAUCUUCCUGAAGCAAUUAAGGAAAAGAUUAAGUUGGAUGAUACAAAAAAAGAAACUGAGGCUGCCGAUGAGAAGGGCAUUCCUGAUUUUUGGUUGACAAUUUUCAGAAAUGUUACUUUGUUGUCAGAUAUGGUUCAACCUCAUGAUGUUCCAAUACUAAAGUGUUUGACUGACAUCAAGACUAUUUGCAAGGAAGACCCAAUGAAAUUUAUUUUAGAAUUCCACUUCUCUGCCAAUGAAUACUUCACCAAUACUGUCUUAACUAAAGAAUAUGAAAUGAAAUGUGCUCCAGAGGAGGAUGAUCCAUUCAGCUUUGAGGGCCCUGAAAUAUUCAAGUGUACAGGUUGCACAAUAAACUGGAACAAAGGCAAAAAUGUCACUGUGAAAACCGUCAAGAAGAAACAAAAACAUAAGAGUAGGGGUGUGAUACGUACAGUAACCAAAACUGUUCAAAAUGAUUCCUUUUUCAACUUCUUCAGUCCUCCAACCAUUCCUGAAGAUACUAAAGAAGAAGAUGUAGAUGAAGACUUGAGAAAUUUGCUCACAACAGAUUUCGAGAUUGGUCACUACAUAAGGGAAAGAAUUGUACCCCGAGCUGUGCUUUUCUUCACAGGAGAAGUUUGUGAAGAUGAGGAUGAGUUUGAAGAAGAGGAGGAAGAGGAUGACGAUGAAGAUGAUGGGGAUUCAGAUGAUAAAGAAACUGGAGGAAAGGUUAAUAAGGAUCAAAAUUGUAAACAACAAUAGACCAUUUUGCUGAUACUAGGAUAUAAAUUUUACCUUUUCAGUUAUCCCACUCCUUUCCAACUGUGCUUCGAUAUUAUUAUAAAUUAUUUGUUCUUUCAAUAUGUUAUGGAAAAAAAUUAUUUGCAUCGAUUUAUAGAAUUCUGUUGAAAUUGACAGUUUUGUAGUCAGCCUUGUCCAGUUGUAAUAUUUCUAAAAUUUGUUUUGUAAGAAAUAUAUUAAUAAAAUCAUUUCAUAUUA
Messenger RNA from Diorhabda sublineata, 1644 nucleotides. Its product is annotated as nucleosome assembly protein 1-like 1-B. Bases 259 to 1407 code for a protein of 382 amino acids. The record is from RefSeq and is a predicted model, not a curated record. Gene Ontology annotation, cellular component: chromatin; nucleus. Gene Ontology annotation, molecular function: chromatin binding; histone binding. The transcript is spliced from 4 exons. Gene Ontology annotation, biological process: nucleosome assembly. Lineage: Eukaryota; Metazoa; Arthropoda; Insecta; Coleoptera; Chrysomelidae.